Acanthosepion pharaonis is the source of this 804-nucleotide messenger RNA. The record is from the annotation of a GenBank genome assembly. NCBI's taxonomy places the organism in Eukaryota, Metazoa, Mollusca, Cephalopoda, Sepiida, Sepiidae.
AUGUUCGAUAGGAAACCGAAUUUCUAUUCCACAUUUAGGUUCGAUAUCAUCUAUCGUCAGCCGAUUUUGCCAAUGCACUCGCACCGUGAUCGGUCGAGCACUGAUUGUCGUUCUUUCAAGCCAAGAAUCCGUUCACAACUCAGAUCGCAUUUCAAAAUGGCUGCCAAGUUCCUCUUUCAUCUCAUUCCAUGGUGCUCUUUACAUUUUCGUUAUUUUCCCUCUGUUCAUCGGCUUCUCCUUUCCGGGGUUUUCACGUUUGGUCUCACUUUCGUGACUUUUUUUCUUGGUUUACUUUCUUGCAUUUUUAACCGUUGUUUUAUUGACAUUUCGAUCAUUUUAGCCAUUUUUAUUUCGAUUUUCAACAUCCUUCGAAUUUAUUUUACCUUUUCCCUCACCCCUCGCACCCCGCUUCUCUUUUUCUUCUUUUCUUUCCGCUCUUUAUUUUAUUUAUUUAUUUUUUGUUUUUUGCCGAUUUUCUUUCAGCUUCUCUUUGGCAGAUUCUUUCUUUCUUUCUUUCUUUCUUUCUUUCUUUCUUUCUUUCUUUCUUUCUUUCUUUCCCCUCUCUCUAUUUAUUUCUUCGCCAAUUCUUUCUUUCUUUUUCCUAAGUUCUUUUUUGAUAGUUUGUUUAAUGUUUUUAGUUACUUCUUUAUUUUUAUUGUAAUUCCCUUUAUAUUUUAUUCUAUUCUUCCCUCUUUAUUUGUUUAUUUCUUGUUUCUCUUUUCUUUUCUUCAUUUGCCAUUCCAAUGUUUUUACAUACUUUAUUCUUUCUUUCUUUUUUCUUUCUAUUUCUUUCUUCUUUUUUAA